UCCCGGUUUCUCCAGCAUGUCACCUGUAGGACCGACCGUGCCAGCCCGGGAGAACCAGUGAGGAGCCCGGCUGGGAGAACCGGGAAAGCCGACCUCCACCAGCGGCAGAAUACACACCAUGUGGAGGGAAACGAGCCUGCUGCUGCUACUGCUGAGGCUGGAAGCUGCAGUGGCGUCUCAGUGCUGGCAGGGGGCGACCUUCUCCGAGGCGGUGGUGUCCCCGGCGGUGGACAGCAGUGGGAUCCUGCGUGUCCCGGGCGCCGGCACGCUGCCGCAGUGCGUGGCGGCGUGCUGCGAGCUGCCGGGCUACGAGCUGGCCUGGCUGUUCGAGGGACGCUGCUACGUCCUGAGCUGCCAGCGGGGGGACGACUGCCGCCCCCGCCAGCGCCGCGGCGCCGACUCCGUCCUGGCCUUCCUGCGCCGGGCCUCGCCUCAGACUCUGGUGCUGCAGUCCCUGGUGAGAGGAGAGCCGUACGGCGGCCGCUGGGGGCCUCUGUCCCGCUCCUCUGAGGCCCCAGGAGACCUGGAGGCCCUGAAGGACCUCGGGAUGCUGGACGCCGAAUACUCAGAGGAGAGUCAGGAGGAGAAGACCAGGUCAGAGACUGAGGAACCACCUCUGAGGGUGGGAGACAACCUCAACCAAUCAGAGGCAGGGGGCGGGGCUGAGAGGAACAUCGCCGUGACAAGGAACCUCAAAGUUGCCAAGGUCCUCGAACACACCACAGGGAUCCUCAACAUUACAGAGGUCCAUGAACACACCACAGCUCCCACCAUGCCUGCUGCUGUCUCCACCGCUGAGUCUGAGAUGGGAGGGUCAAGCCGUGGUCCGGUGGCCGUGGUGGGUCCAGACCGGGUCGUGUUCCUGCCGGUGGGCAGCGUGACGCUGGACGGCAGCGGUAGCAGCGGCAGCAGCUUCCUGUGGGAGGCGGAGAGCGCUCCUCCAGGCGUACAGCUUCAGGACGCCGACCGGGCUGUCGCCAUGGCGACCGGUCUCCGGGCCGGGCGGUACGUCUUCAGGCUGACGGUGUCCGACCAGCAGGGGGUGACAGACAGCGCCACCAUCAUCAUCAAGGUCCAGGAAGUCCGGACCCCCCCUCCGGUGGCUCACGCCAGCGGCAGCCACACUUUAACGCUGCCCAACAACUCCCUGGUCCUCAGAGGCUCUGUGAGUGACGGGGACCAGGACCUGGUCCACUACCUGUGGACCCGAGACCGCCAGAGUCCAGCAGCCGGGGACGUGCUGUACGGCUCGGAGUCUCAGGCCUGGCUCUACCUGGCCAACCUGGUGGAGGGAACCUACCUGUUCCAACUGCGGGUCAGCGACGCCCGGGGCCGCUCCAGCACCGCCACCGCCACCGUGGAGGUGCGGCCAGAGCCCGGGGGCGGCCAGCAGGUGGAGCUGGAGAUGCUGGUGUCGGUGUCUCAGGUCAGCCUGGCUCAGAGGGACACGGUGGUCCGGCAGCUCGCCGCCCUGCUCCACGUCCUCGACAGCGACGUCCAGGUCCGAGCGCUGCAGGGACACUCGCACCUCAGCACGGUGCUGCGGUUCUCAGUGCGGGGCCCCUCGGGGCCCCUGUCCAGCUCGCUGCUGGUGAACGUGUUGAGGAAGCAGCUGCUGAGAGAGAAGAGCGACUACCUGCUGUUCCGGGUCCUGAGAGUCGACACCGUCCUGUGUCUGCUCCACUGUUCGGGGCGGGGCCAGUGUGAUCCAAUCAGCAAGCAGUGCACCUGCGACCCCUUCUGGACCGAGAACCUGAUCCGCCGUUACCUCGGCGACGGAGAGAGUAACUGUGAGUGGCGGGUCCUGUACGUCAUCCUGAGCAGCUUCGUCAUGGUGGUCUUCAUCCUGUCGCUUGGCUGGACGUUCAUCUGCUGCUGCAAGAGGAGGAGGCAAGCCAAAGGCAGGAGGAAAACCAAAUACACCAUCCUGGACAACAUGGACGAGCAGGAGAAAGUGGAGCUCCGGCCCAAAUUCAGCAUCAAGCAUCGCAGCACCGAGCACAACUCCUGCCUCAUGAUGUCCGAGUCGGAGCUGGACAGCGACCAGGACGGCGUCUUCAGCCGGGACCGGCCGCCGCCCCGCUCCAAGAGCCGGGCCGCUCAGGCUGCCCGCAACGGGAACGCCUUCGGCUGACGCACGGCGGCCCGUGGAGGACUCGGACCCCUGCGUGCACGGCGGAG
Salarias fasciatus (jewelled blenny) is the source of this 2181-nucleotide messenger RNA. Its product is annotated as KIAA0319 ortholog. The coding region runs from base 119 to 2134 and encodes 671 amino acids. Gene Ontology annotation, biological process: neuron migration. Gene Ontology annotation, cellular component: plasma membrane; cytoplasmic vesicle. The record is from RefSeq and is a predicted model, not a curated record. NCBI's taxonomy places the organism in Eukaryota, Metazoa, Chordata, Actinopteri, Blenniiformes, Blenniidae. The transcript is spliced from 17 exons.